AUGGAGGAAGAGUUAAAAUGUCCCGUGUGCGGUUCCCUGUUCCGGGAGCCCGUCCUGCUGCCGUGCUCCCACAACGUGUGCCUGGCCUGCGCCCGCAACAUCACGGUGCAGACCCCGGAGGGGGAGACCCCGGUGCAGAGCCGAGCCUCGGGCAGCUCGGACUACGACUACCUGGACAUGGACAAGAUGAGUCUGUACAGUGAGACGGACAGCGGGUACGGAUCCUACACCCCGUGUCAGCUCAAGUCCCCCAACGGGGUGCGGGUGUUUCCUCCGUCCGCCGCGCACCGGCACUGCUCGCUCACCUGCCCGCUGUGCCACCGGAGCGUGUCCCUGGACGAGCGGGGGCUCCGGGGCUUCCCUCGGAACCGGCUGCUGGAGGCCAUCGUGGCGCGGUACCAGCAGAACCGCGCCAACGCCGCUGCCGCCGCCGCCGCAGCCUCCUCCUCCACGGCGGUGAAGUGUCAGCUGUGCGACCGCAACCCGGCGGACGCGGCGGUGAUGUGCGAGCAGUGCGACGUCUUCUACUGUCACUCCUGCCAGCAGCGGUGCCACCCAUCCCGGGGUCCGCUGGCCAAGCACCGCCUGGUGCCGCCGCGGAACCCAGCGGCAGGUGGCGGUGCGGCAGGCGGAGGAGGAGGAACCGGGGGACAGCAGCCGCCCGCCACCGCGCGGAAACCGGCGACCUGCGUGGACCACGAAGCGGAGAACUUCAGCAUGUUCUGCUGCAGCUGCAAAGCUCCGGUGUGCGUCAAGUGUCUGGAGGAAGGGAAACACAACAAGCACGAUGUCAAACCACUGGCGGUGAUGUGGAAGCAACACAAGUGUCAGAUCUCUCAGGCCCUGAACGGAGUCUCUGACAAGGCUAAAGAUGCAAAGGAGUUCCUGAUGCAGCUGAAGAACAUGCUCCAGCAGAUCCAGGAGGGGGGGGUGGAGUUCGAGGCGUGUCUCGUGGCUCAGUGCGAUUCGCUGAUCGAGGCGCUGACCAGACAGAAAGCCAAACUGCUCACCAAGGUCACCAAGGAGAAGGAGUACAAGCUGAAGGUGGUGCGUGACCAGAUCACCCACUGCACCAUGAAGCUCCGUCAGACCACUGGCAUGAUGGAGUUCUGUCUGGAGGUCCUGAAAGAGAACGACCCCAGUGGAUUCCUGCAGAUCUCAGACCCACUCAUCAAGCGGGUGACCUCGUCUCAGGACCAGUGGGUGAAAGGGGCCCUGGAGCCAAAGGUCGGCCCCGACUAUGACCUCACCCUCAACACCGACUCGCUGAUGCAGACCAUCCAGCAGCUGGACUUCUGCCCGGGCAACGAUGUGCAGGAGAAUCCAUUAUUGAAACAAAUGCAGGCUGAAGACAGUGGUGAGGCUGAGAUGGAGGCCGAGAGCCCCGGAGCUGAGUCUGGGACGUCUGUGCCGGUGGCGCCGCUCCUGCAGCUGGAGAAGUGCUGCACCAGGAACAACAGCGCCACGCUGGCCUGGAGGGUGACAGCGCCCCCUGGAAGCCCCAUCGAGGGCUACAUCCUGGAGCUGGACGACGGCAACGGAGGACAGUACAGGGAGGUUUAUGUGGGGAAGGAGACAGUGUGCACGGUGGACGGCCUCCAUUUCAACAGCUCCUACAACGCCAGGGUGAAGGCCUACAAUGCAGUCGGUGUGGGGCCGUACAGCAAGACCGUGGUGCUGAGGACCUCUGAUGUGGCCUGGUUCACCUUUGACCCGUCCUCGGCUCACCGGGACAUAGUUCUGACCAACGAGAACCUGACCGUCUCCUGUAACAGCUACGAUGACCGCGUGGUGCUGGGGACCGCCGCGUUCUCCAAGGGCAUCCACUACUGGGAGAUCUGCGUCGACCGAUAUGACAACCACCCGGACCCGGCGUUCGGCGUGGCGAGGAUCAACACCAUGAAGGACAUGAUGCUGGGGAAGGACGACAAGGCGUGGGCCAUGUACGUGGACAACAACCGCUCCUGGUUCAUGCACAACAACUCCCACACCAACAGGGCGGAGGGCGGCAUCGCUAAGGGCUCGACCGUGGGCAUCCUGCUGGAUCUGAACAACCACACUCUGACCUUCUUCGUGAACAAGGAGCAGCACGGGCCGACCGCCUUCGCCAACCUGGAGGGCGUCUUCGUGCCGGCGGUCAGCAUCAACCGGAACGUGCAGGUGACCUUGCUGACGGGCCUGGACAUUCCAAAGACUAUCAAACAGUAG
Molecule: messenger RNA, 2208 nt
Organism: Pleuronectes platessa (European plaice)
Lineage: Eukaryota; Metazoa; Chordata; Actinopteri; Pleuronectiformes; Pleuronectidae
Product: E3 ubiquitin-protein ligase TRIM9
Exons: 12
Coding region: 1-2208 (735 amino acids)
Molecular function (GO): zinc ion binding; protein binding
Source: RefSeq, a predicted model, not a curated record